This is a messenger RNA of Scheffersomyces amazonensis, 2752 nucleotides long. RefSeq names its product DNA repair protein (gene RAD16). Gene Ontology annotation, molecular function: ATP-dependent chromatin remodeler activity; metal ion binding; ATP binding. Bases 1 to 2421 code for a protein of 806 amino acids. Lineage: Eukaryota; Fungi; Ascomycota; Pichiomycetes; Serinales; Debaryomycetaceae. Gene Ontology annotation, cellular component: nucleus. Gene Ontology annotation, biological process: nucleotide-excision repair. The record is from RefSeq and is a predicted model, not a curated record. The transcript has 3 exons.
AUGGAUGCAAUUAGCUCAUACACAUUUUGCAGCGAAAAAGAUGAGUCCGACGGUUCAUCCUCGGAUGAGCAAGCAGGAGGAUUCAUAGUUAAUGAUAAGAACUAUAAGAGACGGAGGUCUACGCGUUCCACAAGUGCCAACACAUCGUAUAAGGAGUCUUCAGAUGAUGAAGUUAAUGUUGAAGACUUUGUGGAUGUCAAAGUCCCCGUGAAGCGUCGGAGGACGCGUGCAAGUUCAAGUUCGAUUUCAAGUUCGACUUCUUCAUCGCGUGCCGCAAGCAAGAAGAGAGCAACUAAGCAAGAAUCUGAUAGUGAGGAUGACGAUGAUGAUGAGUUUGUGUUAAAUGUUGUUGAAGAGGAUCCAGAUGAUGAAGACGAUGAUGAUGUUGUUGAAUUUAUUGAUUCUCGAUCUGUAGUGAGAGAUGGAUCUUCUGCUAAUUUAUCUAUUCUGUUAGAUGACGAUGAUCUUGAUUUAGGUAAUGGUGAUGAUGAUGAUGAUGAUGAGCCACUAGCUAAUAAAACCAUCGUGAAGAAGAAGAAAGCACCCACCAGAAAGCCAAGAAAGAAGAAGGAACCUAAAGUGAAAGUACCAUAUUUCACUCGAGUCACUAAUAAAUUAUAUGAUUUUCAUCCUGAUCUUAAGGAUGUAUUCCCAAAUUUAGAAUCUUCUGAAAAGAUCCCUGUAGAACGUGCCAUUCAACCACCGGGAAUGAAUAUUAAACUUUUACCUUUCCAACAGGAAGGAUUAAAUUGGCUUCGGAAACAAGAAGAUGGGAUAUUUGGAGGAGGUAUAUUGGCCGAUGAAAUGGGGAUGGGUAAAACCAUACAAACUAUUGCAUUAUUUAUGUCUGAUUUAAAGAAACGACCUAAUUUGGUGGUUGGACCUACCGUAGCAUUAAUGCAAUGGAAAAAUGAAAUUGAAAAGCAUACUCAUGAAGGUAAAUUGAAAGUAUUAUUAUUUCAUGGAGCAAAUAGAUCCAGUGAUCCUAAAGAAUUAAAGAAAUAUGAUAUUAUAUUAACAUCAUAUUCAGUAUUAGAAUCUGUUUAUAGAAAGGAACAUUAUGGAUUUAAAAGAAAAGGUGGACUUAUUAAGGAGAAAUCUCCCUUACAUGCAAUUGAUUUUUAUAGAGUUAUUCUUGAUGAAGCUCAUAAUAUUAAAGAUCGUACUUCAGGUACUGCUAAAGCUGCUAAUAAUCUUAAAACUAAAAAGAGAUGGUGUUUAACUGGUACUCCACUUCAAAAUAGAAUUGGAGAAAUGUAUUCAUUAAUUCGAUUUAUGAAAAUUGCUCCAUUUUAUGAAUAUUUUUGUACAAAAUGUGAUUGUAAAAGUCCUGAAUGGAAUUUUUCUGAUUGGAGAAGUUGUGAUCAUUGUGGUCAUACACCAAUGCUUCAUACUAAUUUUUUUAAUCAUUUUAUGUUAAAGAAUAUUCAAAAACAUGGGAUUUCUGGUGAUGGAUUAAUUAGUUUUAAUAAUAUUCGACUUUUAUUACAAAAUAUUAUGUUAAGAAGAACUAAAAUUGAAAGAGCAGAUGAUUUAGGUUUACCACCAAGAAUUGUUGAAAUUAGGCGAGAUAAAUUUAAUGAAGAAGAAAAAGAUUUAUAUGCUUCAUUAUAUAGUGAUUCUAAAAGAAAAUUUAAUGAUUAUGUUGCUGAAGGAGUUGUUCUUAAUAAUUAUGCUAAUAUUUUUACAUUAAUUACUAGAAUGAGACAAUUAGCUGAUCAUCCUGAUUUAGUAUUAAAAAAAUCUGGAUCUAAUGCACUUUCUAAUGAUAUUGAAGGAGUUAUAAUGUGUCAAUUAUGUGAUGAUGAAGCUGAAGAACCAAUAGAAUCUAAAUGUCAUCAUAGAUUUUGUCGAAUGUGUAUACAAGAAUAUGUUGAAUCAUAUAUGGGAGAAGAAAAAGAUUUACAAUGUCCUGUAUGUCAUAUUGGAUUAUCAAUUGAUUUAGAACAACCAGCACUUGAAGUUGAUGAAGAAUUAUUUACAAAAGCAUCUAUUGUUAAUCGAUUAAAAUCAGGAUCUCAUGGUGGAGAAUGGAGAUCAUCAACUAAAAUUGAAGCAUUAGUUGAAGAAUUAUAUAAAUUAAAAUCUGAUCGUCAUACUAUUAAAUCUAUUGUAUUUUCACAAUUUACUUCAAUGUUAGAUUUAAUUGAAUGGAGAUUAAAAAGAGCAGGAUUUAAAACAGUUAAACUUCAAGGAUCUAUGUCUCCACAACAACGAGAUAAUACCAUUAAAUAUUUUAUGGAGAAUAUUGAAGUUGAAGUAUUUCUUGUAUCAUUAAAAGCUGGAGAAGAUAGUAUUGAACUGAAGAUUAUUGAAUUACAAGAAAAGAAGGCUAAUAUGAUUCAUGCCACUAUCAAUCAGGAUGAUGCUGCUGUUAGUCGAUUAACUCCAGACGAUUUACAAUUUUUGUUUAUGAAUUAGGAUGUUUAUUUUUUUAUUUGUUAGUUAUUUAUUUCUUAUUUAUUAUUUCUUAUUUAUUAUUUCUUAUUUGCUGUUUGCUUUGUUGAUUAUUGUCAGGUACUAUAUAUCUUUAUAGGUUUAUUAUGGACUACGUUAUAUGUUCUCAAUGGCUGCAACUUUUGAGUGCGCACACGUACUGGCGCAUUCACGUGUAAUUCUCUUAUCGGUCAGACAAUUUAUCAUUUUAUCAUUUUCCGCCAGUCUGACUCAUGACAAAAAUCUCCACGGCAUAUUUUCGCGACACAAAAUAACCCAAUGAGUCGCUGGGGAAGUUGAAAAAUUUCACAAAUAC